This is a messenger RNA of Dendrobium catenatum, 1772 nucleotides long. Its product is annotated as L-ascorbate oxidase. The transcript is spliced from 5 exons. Gene Ontology annotation, cellular component: extracellular region. Gene Ontology annotation, molecular function: oxidoreductase activity; copper ion binding. The record is from RefSeq and is a predicted model, not a curated record. Bases 11 to 1729 code for a protein of 572 amino acids. NCBI's taxonomy places the organism in Eukaryota, Viridiplantae, Streptophyta, Magnoliopsida, Asparagales, Orchidaceae.
CUGAGACAAAAUGAGCUCCAGUUUCAGCCACCAUGGCCUCCAGGCUUCUCAAUACACCAUUCUCUUCUUUCUGUCUAUUUGUCUGGCCUUCUUCAACGUUGAAGCCAAGGUUCAUCAUCUCAAAUGGGAGAUCAAAUAUGAGUUCAAAUCUCCUGAUUGCUUCAAGAAACUCGCCAUUACCAUCAAUGGCCUCACUCCCGGCCCGACCGUCACCGCAACGCAGGGCGAUACCCUCGUCAUCGACGUCACCAACUCCCUCCUCACAGAAAACGUCGCCAUUCAUUGGCACGGGAUCCGUCAGAUUGGAACACCUUGGAGCGAUGGGACAGAAGGCGUGACGCAGUGCCCGGUUCAGCCUGGGGAUACCUUCACUUACAGAUUUGUAGUUGAUAGGGCUGGAACUUACAUGUACCAUGCUCACUAUGGGAUGCAAAGAUCGGCCGGCUUGAAUGGCUUAAUAAGAGUUUUAGUUCCUGAAGGAACCGUUGAGCCAUUUGAAUAUGAUGAUGAAAGACAUCUUCUUCUUAAUGAUUGGUGGCAUAAGAGCACAUAUGAGCAAGCAGCUGGGCUUUCAUCGCCCACCUUUGAAUGGGUUGGAGAGCCACAGUCUUUAUUGAUAAAUGGGAGGGGGAAAUACAACUGCUCCUUAGCAGCAGGAGCUAUGGAUUCUUGUAAUAAGGAGAAUUCUGAAUGUUUGCCAGAGAGCUUGACAGUGGUUCAGGGGAAGACUUAUCGCUUCAGGAUUGCAAGUGUGGCUUCACUUUCUGCAUUUAAUUUGGAAAUUGAGGGGCAUAUUAUGACGAUUGUUGAAGCUGACGGCCAUUACGUAGAGCCUGUUGUUGUGAAGAAUUUGAACAUCUAUUCGGGCGAAACUUAUUCGGUUAUAGUGAAGGCUGAUCAAGACAACUCGAGUAAUUAUUGGGUGGCGCUCAAUGUUGUUAGUAGGAAGCCAAACACGGCGACUGGCACGGCCAUUCUGAACUACUAUCCUAACCAUCCAUUGAAGUCACCCCCAACUGUGGCACCAGUUGGCGCGCUUUGGAACGACACGGCGUAUAGAGUUAAUCAGAGCAAAUCAAUUGUGUCGCAUCAUAGCUAUAUUGAAGCUCCACCGCGUACCACUGAUCGCACGAUCAUUCUCCUUAAUACCCAAAAUAAGAUCAAUGGGCAUAUGAAAUGGGCUAUCAAUAAUGUAUCUUUCACGCUACCCACCACCCCUUAUUUGAUAGCUAUGAAGAAUAAGUUGCACCAUGUCUUUAGCCAGAAGCCAGCCCCAGAGACUUAUGACUAUGAGAACUAUGACAUCCAUACUGUGUUGAGCAACCCAAAUACAAGUUCAAGCAAUUCGAUCUACAAGUUAGGGUUUAGUUCGACGGUGGAUAUCAUACUGCAGAAUGCAAACACGUUGAGCCCUAACAAUAGUGAGACUCACCCGUGGCACCUCCACGGGCAUGACUUUUGGGUGUUAGGGUUCGGGAAGAAUAAAUUUGACCCGAAAGUCGACCCAAAGAACUACAACUUGGUCAACCCGAUCCAAAGGAAUACAGUGCCAUUGCACCCUUAUGGGUGGACUGCACUAAGGUUUAGUGCAAAUAACCCUGGGGUGUGGGCUUUUCACUGUCAUAUUGAAGCUCAUUUCUUCAUGGGAAUGGGAGUUGUUUUUGAAGCAGGAGUGGAGAAGGUAGGCAAGCUGCCCAAGUCUAUUAGGGGAUGUGGAGAAUCCAAGUAAAUGAUCACCGAGGAGACCUUGAGCAGAGAUUAUUGUGUCCAGA